This is a messenger RNA of Scedosporium apiospermum, 921 nucleotides long. RefSeq lists its product as uncharacterized. The record is from RefSeq and is a predicted model, not a curated record. The transcript is spliced from 8 exons. NCBI's taxonomy places the organism in Eukaryota, Fungi, Ascomycota, Sordariomycetes, Microascales, Microascaceae. The coding region runs from base 1 to 921 and encodes 306 amino acids. Gene Ontology annotation, molecular function: methyltransferase activity.
AUGACUGGUCCCCCAGGAGACGAUCCAACUCUAAUUCACCCAGACGAGGCAGUCGAUAAUGAUGAUGCGGAUUCUACCUACGGCGCGGACGAGAGCUUGAGGCUUGAACUCCAGCAUCAUAUGUUCACCCUGACAUACGAUGGCCAACUGUACGUCUCUCCAGCUGCCAAGGAUAAGCCCGUGAGCCGUGUGCUCGAUUGUGGAACGGGAACGGGCAUAUGGGCAAUCGACUUUGCCGAUGAGCAUCCCGAUGCAGCAAUAAUCGGAGUCGACCUGAGCCCCACACAACCUGCCUUUGUUCCUCCAAAUGUAAACUUUUACGUCGACGACCUUGAAGAAGAAUGGGUCUACUCGUCCAAAUUCGACUUCAUCCACGCCCGCAUGCUCACAGGCUCCAUCGCCGACUGGCCCAAACUCUUCAAGCAAAGCUUCGACAACCUCGAACCCGGCGGCUGGUUCGAAGUCUCCGACAUCACCUUCCCCCUCCAGUGCGACGACACCUCCUUCCCCGAGACGUGUGAACUCAGCAAGUGGUCCGACCUCAUGAUGGAAGCCUCGAGGAACCUAAAACGUCCGCUCGAUAGCGCAUAUUCGUAUAAGAAGCAGCUUGAGGAAGCGGGGUUCGUGAAUGUUGUUGAGAGGAGGUUUAAGUGGCCGCAUAACCACUGGCCCAAGAAUAAGAAGUACAAGGAGCUAGGGACAUGGGCUUGCGAGAACAUCGCGAAUGGCGCUUCCGGUCUAAGUUUGGCUCUUUUCACAAGAGGCCUGGGUUGGUCGGCCGAGGAAGUCGAGGUGUUCCUUAGCGGUGUGAGGAAAGACAUGAGGAAUGUGCGGAUGCACACCUACUACACCAUUAUCGUGGUUUAUGGGCAGAAGCCGGAGGAGGCGGCCGAUUCGGCUGCUGCGCCGCAGGCUGCUUGA